AGGAGAGUAAUGAGACAAUAAAGAGAAGGUUUAGACACACACUGACAGAUUUUGAGGAUCAAGGUCCGGUAGUUCUCUCUGUACAACAGAAUGGCUUCAAGCUCGACUAAAGUAUGCGGCUCUCCAGAUAUUCAAGAAGACCUCAGGAUUGUUCUGCUGGGGAAGACUGGCUCAGGAAAGAGUUCAACUGGGAACACCAUCCUGGGAAGGGAGGUCUUUAAGGCAGAAUGUUCAGCAUCUUCUGUGACAAAGACUUGUAGAAAAGUAUUCUUCCACUACAAAGACAGAAGAGUGAGGCUCAUUGACACGCCUGGGAUCUUUGACACGUCGAUAGCAGAAGUCCAGUUGAAAGAAGAAAUCGAGAAAUGUAUCCUCCUCUCUGUCCCAGGACCCCAUGUGUUCCUGCUUGUGAUCAGACUGGAUGUUCGGUUUACAGAAAAUGAGAAGAACGCGGUUAAAUGGAUCAAGGACAACUUUGGUGCAGAAGCCUCUAAGUACACACUUGUACUUUUCACCAGGGGAGACCAGCUCGGGCAGAAGUCCAUUGAGACUUUUUUGGAGGAAAGCGCUGAUCUCAAGGAGCUCAUCAGAACGUGUAACGCCAGGUACAUUGUGUUUGACAACAAGAGCAUGAACAAUCGCACUCAGGUGAAUGAUCUGUUUGAGAAGAUAGAUGAGAUAGUGCAGUUAAAUGGUGGGCAUUACACCAGCAGCAUUUAUGAAGAGGCCCAGAGAAAGAUCAAGUCAGCUGAGAGGUGGAACACCUGUGUAAAGUAUGCGCCUCUGAUAGGUGCAGGUGUGUUUGGAGCUGCUGCUGGUGCUGGAGCUGCUGCUGCUGCUGGAGCUGCAGCUGCAGGGGAAGUCGCUGCUUCGUCCUUUGGGACAACUUUAGUGGCUGCUGCUUCAGGGAUUUUUCAAACUCUUUGGAGGAUUCCAAGACUUUAAAGAUGUAUCAUUAACCUACUCUGAGACACACUUUUCAUCCUGGAUAUAAUUUUUUGUUGAUUGUUUUUAUUGAUUAUUGAAUGUUCUUUUUAUUUUCACUGAUUAUUAUCAGUUUUAUUUCUGAUUAUGAUUUUAUUAAUUCUGUUUGAGUUGUAAAAAUCAAAUAACCUGUAUCUGAUUCUACAUUAUAAGAGUUCAUUAAGAGUGACAGAAGUAUAAGGAUGCUGAAGGUUUGACUUUUUUAAAGGUCAGAAAACUCCUUUUGAGAGAGAUAAUCAAGUCACUUGCAUCCAGUGUAAGAAGACUGUUGAGCUGUGAGGUGCGUGUCCAGAUGAGUGGCCAGGGGUGUCAUGGGCCCCUCCUGAAAUCUUAUUUGCCAUCCCAGAUGCCACCCAAUCAUCCAAUCUAUGAUCAGCUAUUUGUCUACUCAGAGGUGGAAAAACUCAUGCACACUGUCUAAGUUGAAAUGGACUUCAUUGCCAAUGAAUGUAUUUCUGCAGGCUAGCAUACACGAAUGUUAGUAUGUAUUUUCAUGAAUUCAUUCAUCUUGAUAAUUUUGUGGAUAUGUCUUUGAAUUUUGUGAACCAUCUAAGAGUAAUUCUUCUUUUAGGUUUGUGAAGCUGUAAUACAUAUGUGUAAGAGACCUCAUAGCAGCAGUUAUAUUUGGAUUGGAGCCAAGUGUAUGUUGUGAACUAGACAGGAAACAACUGUUUGCUAAGUGUGUGUCUGUUACGUAUACAAAUCAUGGUCAUGUCAUCUUUAUUGCUUUAUAGUGAUCUACCCAAAUGGAAAGGAAUAUGUGGGCUGUACCUUUUAGCAGAAUAUAAGCCACACUGUGAUGAAGACUUUGCCAGCCAUUGUGAGAUCUUGGUCAGCAUGGGUCAGCGAUGGUCUUUGUCAGCCAUGUUUGUUCUGUUUUUGUGUUGCCUGACCAUGGCUGAGUAAAUCCUAACAUAAUCCACAGUUUUUUUCACGAUUUCAUCAUUGUCCAUUUUAUACAGAAACAAACCCCCAGCUAACAACGAGUUAACAUGCAUUUUUGCAUGCAAGUACUUAAAAUCAUGACUUUGCACACAUUGAUAUUUGUUUUUGAUUCCUUAAAGAAUCAAGAAGAUGUAGGCUACAUGUUACAGAUUGUGUUUCUAACAUAUUAUUAGAAGGGAUAGAAAGGGUAAAAAAAGAAUGGGUGUGCCAACAAACGCCACCCCUGAAUCAGUCAGUGCCCGUGGUGGAUCACCUAAGUUUAAAAAGUCUGGACAUGCCCCUGUUUCAAAUAUGCACUCCAGGACAUUUUAGGUCAGCCUGCCAUCCAACUUUUCAACAGUUUUUAAUCACGUGUGGUACAUGUGGUUGUAACUGCAGAAAUGACUUAAUGAUGGCUAAAGAAUGGAAACAAGCUGUUCAUAGGUGGUAACCACACGUUUCAGCAUACUUGGUAAGUAAAGAGACAAUCAAAGAGAAAGCUGCAGAAAAGAGAAAACAGAAGUACAGCCUCAUCAAGAAAACACAUCUCAAAGAGAGUGGAAAUACUGGCUGUACUGGAACACAAUCCAUCUAUUCAUUCUCAUUAAAUACAAGAAUGUCUGCCAGUGAAAUACUUCUCAUAAAGUCUCCUCCUGACUCAUACUCUCAUACCCAGCUGUUUUACAUUAGUUGUUUGUCACCAGGCCGACAGACUUGUAGAUAUAUUUAUUCAAAGUGCAGUCAACUUGAACAUUGAAGCGCAUUAAAAUCAUUCACUGUCACUUUCAACUUGAGUUGACACUUUGAGUACAAGGUGUGAAUUUCAUUAAAUGUUUUACUAAUGGAAAUGAAAAUACACAAUAUGACUUAUACAAAUCAGGUAUUUGCACUUUGUGUAUUUUAUGUAUUGUCUGUGUUUUAUUAAGUGACUCUCCCUGCAACCACAUUUAUCUACGGGUACAAAUAAAGUAAACUGAAAAAAUAAAA
Molecule: messenger RNA, 2895 nt
Organism: Labrus bergylta (ballan wrasse)
Lineage: Eukaryota; Metazoa; Chordata; Actinopteri; Labriformes; Labridae
Source: RefSeq, a predicted model, not a curated record